AUGACUGUAAGCAAGGAAAAGCUGAUUCUAAUACUAGGAAUGGUCUGUUUGGAACAAGGUAAUUCUGCAACCCUUUCUUCCAUCAGAGCUCCUAACUGUGGGCAGAGUCUGGUUAAGCCCCAACCUCAGAAUUACUUUAGCCUUUUCAGUCGCAUUGUUGGGGGAAGCCAAGUAGAAAAGGGUUCCUUUCCUUGGCAGGUGUCCCUGAAACAAAAGCAGAAGCAUGUCUGUGGAGGAACUAUCAUCUCUUCACGGUGGGUCAUCACAGCCGCUCACUGCAUGGCUAACAGAAACAUUGCAUUAACUUUGAAUGUUACUGCUGGGGAACAUGACUUAAGCCAAGUCGAGCCAGGAGAGCAAACACUAGCCAUUGAAACCAUCAUAAUACACCCGCAGUUCUCCAUCAGAAAACCUAUGAACUAUGAUAUUGCUCUUCUGAAGAUGGCUGGAACCUUCCAAUUUGACCAAUCUGUGAGGCCUGUAUGUCUUCCAGAAUCAGGAGAACACUUUAAGCCUGGACUUGUUUGCACAACUGCAGGCUGGGGGCGCUUGGCUGAAGGUGGCAGCCUCCCACAAGUCUUGCAGCAGGUGAACCUGCCAAUUUUGACUCAGGAGGAAUGUGAGGCGGCUCUGUUGAGCUUAAGGAACCCUGUUACUGGGAAGACCUUUCUCUGCACGGGAUCCCCUGAUGGAGGAAGAGAUGCUUGUCAGGGAGAUUCAGGAGGAUCACUUAUGUGCCAGAAUAGCAAAGGGUCUUGGACUCUGGCUGGCGUGACUUCUUGGGGUUUAGGCUGUGGUCGAGGCUGGAGAAACAAUUCAAGGAAAAAAGAGCAAGGAUCUCCCGGGAUCUUCACAGAUCUUAGCAGAGUGCUUCCCUGGAUCCACAAACACAUCCAGACUGGCCAUCGAAGAAAGAACACCAGAGCUUCAUGUAGUGAGCCUGAUGGUCUAAUAAGUGGGUCUGAGGGAGAGCUGCACUUUCCAGAAAGCCUCCACCUGUACUAUGAGAGCGAGCAACUGUGUGUCUGGACCCUGCUGGUUCCAGAGGAUAUGCAUAUAUUGCUCAAUUUGUCCCACUUGGAUGCAGAAUCUUGUCACCACAAUUACCUGGCAAUAUAUUCCCUAGAAGACAGGCUCAUUGGGAAAUUCUGUGGAGAAAGCCUCCCUUCGUCCAUUCUCAUUGGCUCCAGUUCUAUCCGGCUGAGAUUCAUCUCUGAUGCCACAGAUUACGCCACUGGGUUUAAUCUUACCUAUAAAGCUCUCAAGCCAAACUACCUUCCUGGUUCUGGCUGCGAGUCUCUAAAUAUCCUCUUUGAAGAAGGCACCAUCCAUAGUCUUCACUACCCUGAAGACUACAGUGACAUGGCUAGCUGUACCUGGAUCUUUCAAGCCCCCAACCAUUACCUAAUUAAGCUGUCAUUUCAGAGCCUAGAAAUAGAAGAAAAUGGAGACUGCACUUCUGACUAUGUGACUGUACACAGUGAUGUCGAGGGGGAGAAGGAAAUAGCUCGCCUAUGUGGCUAUGUGGUACCUAGCCCUGUUCUGAGCACCUCCAGUGUAAUGCUUAUCAGCUUCCAAUCAGAUGAGAAUGGCACCUCCAGGGGCUUCCAGGCUGAGGUCUCCUUCAUUUCUAGAGCAGAUUUCAAUGUCUCCAUAUCAGAGGAUGAAUCAGUGCUUCUGGAAACAUGGGAUGUGCCUCCUGGAGCAAUCAAAGUUUUGGAUGCAGAGAGAGAUACACAUAGAGCAACAACAUAG
Molecule: messenger RNA, 1755 nt
Organism: Arvicola amphibius (Eurasian water vole)
Lineage: Eukaryota; Metazoa; Chordata; Mammalia; Rodentia; Cricetidae
Gene: Ovch2
Product: ovochymase 2
Exons: 16
Coding region: 1-1755 (584 amino acids)
Biological process (GO): proteolysis
Molecular function (GO): serine-type endopeptidase activity
Source: RefSeq, a predicted model, not a curated record